UAAGCUCGCGCAUGCGUCGCAGCGCGCCAACCCUUGGCGUGUGCGGUUGGUCAGAGAGACGUUCGGCCAGCUGAGCGGGGCGGGGAUCGGUGUAGGAACGAGCUGUGGAGCAGUGAAAACUGCUUACGGAGUGGCCGCUUCUGGUCCUUCGUUUCUCGUUUCCGUCUUUAUUCCAUCCAGAGUCCCUCCUGGGUCACGGCCCCACCCGCCCUUUCAAACUGGGAGGAAGUGCGCGUGUUUGACGAAAUAAUGGGCUGAAUGAUCAGCUCUCUUGUUCUUCCAGGUCCCUAGAGACAGAGGCUGGGCUCGGAGUUCAAGGGCUCCCUCUCCUCCUAAGACCUGUCCCGGGCAAGGAGUCCGACCGAGGAGGGGCGAGCUUGGGAGCAAGCAGAUAACGAUGGCUCAGUCCACCAUGCCCCACAAGUGUGAUGAUGUGUUGAGUCAAGAUGAACUGCGCAAAAAGCUAUACCAGACGUUUAAGGAUCGGGGUAUACUGGACACACUUAAGACACAACUCCGAAACCAGUUAGUUCAUGAAUUGAUGCAUCCUGUACUGAGUGGAGAAGUGAAGCCCCCUUCCAUUUCAGUGGAAGGGAGUUCCCUACUAAUAGGCGCUUCUAACUCGCUGGUGGCAGAUCACUUACAAAGAUGUGGCUAUGAGUAUUCACUUUCUGUUUUCUUUCCAGAAAGUGGUUUGGCAAAAGAAAAGAUAUUUACUAUGCAGGAUUUACUACAACUCAUUCGGAUUAACCCUUCAUCCAGUCUCUAUAAAUCAUUGAUUUCAGGAUUUGAUAAAGACAACCAAAAAGGUUUUCUUAUGAGUUUCUUAAAGGAGUUGGCAGAAUAUCAUCAAACUAAAGAGAGCUGUGAUGUGGAAACUCAGACAAGCACCACAUUUCCUAGCCAAGUGUCCCUAGCCGAGAAGUUUCAGCUUAUCGAUGAUCAAUUUGCAGAAGCUUUUCCACAUCGUCCCAAGCUAGAAUCUUUAGAGACCAAGUUAAAUGAGUAUAAGAAAGAAAUACAGCAGCAGCUUCAGGUAGAAAUGUGUCAGAAGCUGAAGUAUUUUAGAGAAGCUGAAAUAACUAAAGUUAGGAUGGAAGAGAAAAGAAAAUAUGAAAAGGAAUUGGCUGAGUUCCGGAAUGAAUUUGAAAGAACUUGUCAAGCAAAAAAUGAAGCCCUCAUUUCUCAGGAAAAGAACACUCUGGAAAGAAUCAAAAAGCACCAAGAGAUGGAAACAAAAGAAAUUUAUGCUCAGAGACAGCUUCUACUAAAUGAUAUAGAUUUGCUUAGAGGUAGAGAAGCAGAGCUGAAGGAACGAAUCGAAGCUUUUGAAUUGACCCAGAAGCUCCAAGAAGAAAAAAAUAAAAAUGAGGCUGAGGCACUUCGGAGACGGGAACAGAAUCUAAAGAAUAUUGAAGAGGCCUAUGAACAGAAACUCAAAACUGAACUUCUAAAGUACCAACUGGAACUAAAGGAUGAUUAUAUCACCAGAACAAAUAAACUCCUGGAAGAGGAAAGGAAGAAUAAAGAAAAAACUUUUCAUUUGCAAGAGGAGCUCACAGUUAUUAAUUCAAAAAAGGAAGAACUCAGUAAAUCUGUACAGCGUAUGAAAGAAGUUGAGCUGGAGCUGGAGUCUGUCAAAGCUCAAUUUUUUGCAAUGUCAAAACAAAACCACUCGCUGAAUGAAAAACUGAAAGAGAUGAGUGAUUACUCACAACUGAAAGAAGAGAAAGUGGAACUUCAGGCACAAAAUAAAUUACUUAAACAGCAACUGGAAGAGAAUAGGAAUGAAAACUUACGUCUCCUAGACCGUAUAACUCAGCCACCCCCUGAGCUUUUAGUUUUUCAGAAAGAAUUACAGAAAACAGAAAAGGCUAUGGCACUGGAGCAUAAAGGCUUUGAAACUCAUAGGCAAGCUCUGCAGAAACAGCUGCAGAGUGAAAUUGAAAAUUCUACACAGCUAAGGACCCAGAUAUCAGAAUAUGAUGCUUCUGUUAAAAGGUUAACUGUUCAGGUUGCUGAUUUAAAGUCACAACUAAAGCAAACUCAGACAGCCCUAGAGAACGAAGUGUUCCGAAAUCCAAAGCGUUCUCUGACCCUUCAUUCCCUGACUGGCCUAUUGAGUGGCAAGAUGGCACCCCACAAUGAAGAUACAAGUGGGGAUUUCUUGAAUGUACCCCUUGAACAGAACAAGGUUAUGGCAGGUGCAGUUGUGUCAAGGGUCACACCUUAUGUAAAUACAGCAACAGAGGCUAGUUCCCCAGACUCUGAUCUCGAGUUUGUAGCCAGUAGUACAAAAGCCAAAGUAAAAGAACUAGAGCAAGAGGCUGAGCGCUUGGAAAAGGCCUUCAGAACUUACUAUCAAAGAGUUACUCAGAAUCCUUCUAUGAGCCCUCAGCCGGCAAAGAGUCCUUCAUCAGUAUACUCUGUAGGAGCUCUCAGAAGCAUAGCUUCCAGUUCCAGGGACAGACAUGUUCCUGCAGAGGACAGAGUUGUCUCUGAACAGCCUCUUGCAGACAUACUAAAGGAAGAAAAGAGUGAUGUGUCCAAAGCGUUCGUGGGCAGCAUGGUUUCACGGCCACGCAGGACCUCUUCCUCCACACGCCUCUCCUCUACACCGCAUCCAAAAUCGAGAAGAAGUCUUGAUAAUGAAAUGUAUCUGGAAGGUCUCAGGAGAUUACACAUUACUUCCUCCAGCCCUUGUCUUGACAGACCAUCUGAGUCACCUGCUGCUUCCCCUACUCCUUGUCCUGAGAGAACACCCCAGCCAUCAUCGGUUCCAUCUAGGCACAGCUUCUCUGGUCCAUCUUUCUCCAGCCCUCCAGAGCAAAAUGCCUCUUUAUAUCAGAGACAAACUGAAAUGCAAGAUAAAAGUGAGUUUUCAAAUGUGGACAAGCAAUCUUUGAAAGAUAAGGAGAAAUUUGAACCAUCUUUCAGAUGGAACAAGCCAGAACAGUUUGAAGCAGAAGGACUCCACCCUGCUGGUGACAUGCCUGGCAUAGAUGUUGCUGCAGCUACUCUGUCUUCUAGACCCAUUUCAUACAACCACCCAAGUGGUGCUGUUCAGAGCCAAACUGGAGAACAAAAAGAACAGCAGAUAUGGGAACUCCACAUGAAAGAACGCAGACAGAGAGAAGAACAAAGGCAGAAUGAACGGCAAGAAGCUCUAGAGAGGGAAAGAAGAGAGCUAGAAAAACUAGAGCAGGAGCGGAGGAUGAUUGAAGAGUCACUGAAGAGUGAGAUAGAAGAAGAAUUAGAAAAGAGUGUUCAAGAACAGAAAGACAAAUCAGCUCAUGGAGAGAAUCCGUUAGAAAAGUACAUGAAAAUCAUCCAGCAGAGACAGGAACAAUCAAGCGCAGAUAAGAGCUCCAAAAAAUCGGGCAAAGAAUGCUCACUAGUGGACAUGAUGAUACCUAGUGACAAGGAUGACAGUUCUCCAGGCUUUUCCCAUGAAGAGCCAGAUGACAUCUGGUAAUCACAGUAGCUGUCUAGCUUCUCACAUACAAGAAGUCACAUAAUAUGUGUUCUUGUUUUUCUGUAAUUAAAAUUGUCAAUGAAAAA
Molecule: messenger RNA, 3561 nt
Organism: Rattus norvegicus (Norway rat)
Lineage: Eukaryota; Metazoa; Chordata; Mammalia; Rodentia; Muridae
Gene: Ofd1
Product: Ofd1 centriole and centriolar satellite protein
Exons: 23
Coding region: 398-3475 (1025 amino acids)
Cellular component (GO): extracellular region
Source: RefSeq, marked provisional